This is a messenger RNA of Sycon ciliatum, 2870 nucleotides long. RefSeq names its product leucine-rich repeat-containing protein 71-like. Gene Ontology annotation, molecular function: protein binding. The record is from RefSeq and is a predicted model, not a curated record. Lineage: Eukaryota; Metazoa; Porifera; Calcarea; Leucosolenida; Sycettidae. The coding region runs from base 499 to 2220 and encodes 573 amino acids. The transcript is spliced from 20 exons.
AUUCGUCGAUCCGAAUGAUUCAUUUCCCAUCUUUACUCGCAGUACGAGCUGUACCCGCUUUUGCCAGAACUAAGUAGUUAGUUAGUUUUGGAUGUUGACAGUCAGUGGCAAAGAUCCCCUUUGCUGGAGCACUGCAGUCAUGAACUAACUGAGUUGUGUGGAUCGUCAUUACCGAGGAAUUGUUAUGCAGCCACGCGGCGUUGCUUUUGCGGAGCGAAGCCGGAGCAAACCGAAUACUGUCCGUAACGAGCACGUGUCGUUGACGUUCCAAUGACUCGAGAAUACAGGCACUAUCUGAGAGAGUAAAUCUCUACGGUCAUCACCGCACGGCGCUGGCUGUACUCGUAGUGACUAGUAGAGGAUAGGAAAAAGACGAGGCAAGCAAGCCACGGACAUUGUCUUUAUAGCGACUUCGCAAGUCGUUGACUUGUCACACUGGUAAGGCACCGGCAGCAUUCCCUGUUGCCGUAGCGCUCGACGGCACAGUCGGCGGUAACUAUGGCGAAGGGACGCGACAAGCAGAGUCGCCUGGAGGCGCAGGCGGAACUCGCCGAGGUUGUAGUUGACCCAGCUACGUAUGUACCGACGGGCAACAUCGAACAAGACCUACCCAUCCUGUGCCAGCGCGAGGGCGUGCGGUCGGUGACGUGCACGCUCGCACAGCCCGAGCCUGGAGCGGCCCGGCCCCAGGCCACCCCCGAAGCGUCGCCUGCCGCUCCUCCGCCGACGACGGCCAGUCGCGGCAGCAAGGCAGCUCGGGAGAAGCAGGCAGCGGCGGAGGCAGCGGCAGCAGCGGCUCUGCAGGCGCAGGCGGAAGAAGAACCGCCGGACCCGAACGCACCAAAGACAUACAAGGAAGUUGACAUGAGCAAGAUGAUUCAGCGCGUGUGCCAAGUGCGCUACGCCAGCGAAGAGGACAGGACGACUCUGGAUGAGCUGCGCAUAUCAAAGUGGCGCCUAGAGCCAGCGUACGUGACCGUCUUUACGUCCAUGAUUCCUCUCUGGAAGCAACUGACACGGCUAGAACUUGUCAACAAUCAGCUAUGCAGCAGCUCAAUACUCAACAUCAUCACCUCCUUGAAGAGUGUAGCAACACCUAACCCUCUCAGGUACCUCAGCCUGGACGGAAACCCGGUUUGCGACGAUCGAAUCCUCAGCAGUGUGUUGACAGAGCCGUUCAGCCUGCACAGCCUAUCAUUGAGGGCGUGUGCAAUCGACGACGACAUGUGCCUGAAGCUCGAAGCACUACUGCUUGCCAAUACCUGUCUUCACAUACUUGAUCUCAGCCUCAACAGGAUCUAUGAUACCGGUGCCCAAGCUAUAGCCAGAAUGUUACGGUUCAAUCGAACUCUGCUCAUGCUUGCCCUGAUCGGGAACAACAUAACGGACGUCGGUGCUGGGAGUAUUGCUGAUGCACUUCAGAUGUUCGAGCUCACACACGAGGAGAUUGUCAAGCGCCGAUAUCUUCUAGCAGAUAGAAGAAAACGAAAUGAGCCUCCGGCGCCUAGCCCAGCAAAGGGCAAGGGGACACUGGAGCACAAGAGCAAGAGUCCCACCCUCGGUGGCCGUGAGAGCAGGCAAAGUGUAUUGGCUGGGAAACAGGGCAAAAAGGGCCAAGAUGGUGGCAAGACGGCAGUAGCGAAAAAGAAGGAGGAAGAGAAAGGCAAAAAAGGUGACCAAUCUCGCCUUCAGAAAACAAGAAUGAAGUCCAGUAUGAGCGAGAGUGGUGUUUCGCUCAGCGGCAAGGAGGGAAGAAAGAUCGUUUCUGCUUCUGUCCUGCAGUCAGGCGAGGAUGGCGAGCCGUAUAACGCACUGCUGGACGACGUGGCUGCGCAAGAUGGCAAGCAGUGGUGCAUGGGCAACCUGACACUGGUAUCUCUAGACCUCACCGAGAAUGCUGCGAUGACGAUGGAAAUCGUGGACCGAUUCUUUGCCGUUCUCCAAUACCAGAAGGUAGCGUGUCAGGAGCGUACGGCACCGCGACAGGGCCUCAUGAACCUGCAGUGCUGGCCCAAGUACAUCUGUCCGAAUUUGAGCAGUGACGAGGCUGAUGAGGCACAUGAGUCUCGCCCGCCAUCCACGGAUUUUGAAGUUGCGAGGCUGAAGAUGCAGCGGAUGCUCAUUGAUAUCAACCCAGUCGAACUUUGUUCAUACGUCCCAGGUACCUCAGCCUGGACGGAAACCCGGUUUGCGACGAUCGAAUCCUCAGCGGUGUGUUGACAGAGCCGUUCAGCCUAUCGGUGAGAGUGUGUGCAAUCGACGACGACAUGUGCUUGAAGCUCGAAGCACUAUACUGCUUGCCAAUACCUGUCUUCACAUACUUGAUCUCAGCCUCAACAGGAUCUACAUGUAUGAUACCGGUGCCCAAGCCGUAGCCAGAGCACUUCAGAUGUGCGAGCUCACACACGAGGAGAUCGUCAAGCGCCGAUAUCUUCUAGCAGAUAGAAAAAACGAAAUGAGCCUCCGGCGCCUGUAAGCCAUGAUGGCACCGAUAUUUAGUUUUCUUGGCCUAUGACUUAACCCGGUGUGGUUGUAGCACAGGCAACGCUCACUAGUAGAAUACGUCACGAGAAAUGCAAGACCGACCAGAGUCAUAAAAUAUUUCCAUUAUGAUUUCCUGAACACACACACGCACGCACACACACACACGCACACACACGCACACACAUACUGCCAGCUGCAGGCAGUGCAUGUGCCUGGAAAUGAUCCAGCUAACAGUUAUGUGUUCAACUCACACAUACCACUAUGCAUACUAUGCAUCGCCUCAAGGUGGCAGGCGCACAGCUGCUAUAGCCACUCACAAACGCACGACCAACAGUCAUGCGGUUUGUUUCAUACGGCAUAUGAAGAACAAAGACAACUGUGUGUGU